UCAGGUGCUAGGCUCUGCUACUUUGCAUACUAACACGAACGUAUAAUGGCAUCUGCUGGGCUUCAGAUUUUGGCCGCUGCCCUCGCGGUCAUCGGCUUGUUGGGAGAUAUCAUUAUCUGCGCGCUCCCCAUGUGGAAAGUGACGGCGUUUAUUGGCAACAACAUCGUGACCGCACAGAUCUUCUGGGAAGGCCUUUGGAUGAACUGCGUGCAGCAGAGCACAGGGCAGAUGCAGUGCAAGGUCUAUGACUCCAUGCUGGCGCUACCACAAGAUCUCCAGGCCGCUCGAGCUCUUGUUAUCAUCUCCAUUCUCGUGACCUCCUUGGGAGUCAUUCUGGCUGUCGCUGGAGGCAAGUGCACCAACUGCAUUGACGAUCAGGAUGCAAAGGCUAAAGUGGGGGUCGUGGCCGGCGUGUUCUUCCUGGUGGGUGGCGUUCUGUGCCUGAUCCCGGUCUGCUGGUGCGCGCACACAGUCAUCAGAGACUUCUACAACCCCAUUCUGUCUGAGGCUCAGAAGCGGGAGCUGGGGGCGUCGCUGUUCAUCGGCUGGGGUGCGUCUGGGCUGCUGAUCAUCGGUGGGGCGCUUCUGUGUUGCCAGUGCCCGAGGAGUGACGGUCGCGGUUAUUCCGUGAAGUACUCUGCACCGAGGUCUGCUCCAGGAGCCUAUGUGUGAGACUCGGACUUUCUGGACUGGAAUGAAUUCUCCUGUUUGUUGAAGGAAGAGAUUUGAACGUUUUACUUUCUGUUCUUGCUUGACUAUUUUAACAAUAAAUUCAUGUUUUCUUUUUAUUU
Sinocyclocheilus grahami is the source of this 791-nucleotide messenger RNA. RefSeq names its product claudin-like protein ZF-A89. Gene Ontology annotation, cellular component: bicellular tight junction; membrane. The transcript has a single exon. The record is from RefSeq and is a predicted model, not a curated record. The coding region runs from base 46 to 672 and encodes 208 amino acids. Lineage: Eukaryota; Metazoa; Chordata; Actinopteri; Cypriniformes; Cyprinidae. Gene Ontology annotation, molecular function: structural molecule activity.